Messenger RNA from Aegilops tauschii subsp. strangulata, 1728 nucleotides. Its product is annotated as PTI1-like tyrosine-protein kinase 2. Gene Ontology annotation, biological process: protein phosphorylation. NCBI's taxonomy places the organism in Eukaryota, Viridiplantae, Streptophyta, Magnoliopsida, Poales, Poaceae. Gene Ontology annotation, molecular function: protein tyrosine kinase activity; ATP binding. The record is from RefSeq and is a predicted model, not a curated record.
AGCAUCCUCCCGCUGGGACCCACUAGCAGCGACACAUCCAGCCGUUCCGUUUUCUCGCCAGCUCGAAGGUAAACACACACACAAAACAAAAAGAAAAGAAAAGAAAUUAACAGUUCAAAAAGGCAAGGGAAAAAGAGCGAAACGCUAUAAAAACGCGACCACCGCCUCCGUCUCCGCCUCCUCCCAGCCCCCGAGACGACGAAGCCGACCAAAAGUAAGCAACGCCGCCGACCCCUCGAGUAGGGGUGAAACAAGGCAAAGGGAGAGUAAUGUGGCGUCGCUGCAUUUGUUGUCAAGCCGCUGAGUUUGAUGAGAAUGAAAAUGGGCGUGCCAAGGCCAAGGCCCCAACAAAUAACGUAGAUGGAAUGAAAAAGGGUUUGAAAGAUUCUGCUACUGUGAAAGCCGAGCCACAAGAUUCAGCUCCCUCUAUCAAUAUUCCUGUUCUAUCUUUGGAUGAAUUAAUAGAAAAGACUGAUGAUUUUGGGGCAAAGGCUUUAAUAGGCGAAGGGUCUUAUGGGAGAGUGUACUACGCUGCCCUUGAUAAUGGGACAAAAAUGGCAGUGAAGAAACUUGAUGCUACUGAAAAUGAGCCCAUAUCAGAAUUCUCGACUCAGGUUUCCUUGGUUUCAAGAUUGAAACAUGAAAACUUCGUAGAUAUAUUGGGAUACUGUAUGGAGCGUAACCUUCGCAUAGUAGCCUAUGAAUUUGCCACCAUGGGGUCUCUGCAUGAUGUUCUACAUGGAAGAAAAGGAGUACAAGGUGCACAACCUGGUCCACCACUUAAUUGGAUGCAGCGAAUGAAAAUUGCUGUUGAUGCUGCCAAAGGACUUGAAUAUCUGCACGAGAAGGUCCAGCCUUCUAUUGUACAUAGAGAUGUUAGAUCCAGCAACAUCCUCUUAUUUGAGGACUUCAAGGCCAAGAUUGCAGACUUCAAUCUUUCAAAUCAGGCUCCAGAUAUGGCUGCUCGGUUGCAUUCUACUCGUGUGUUGGGAACCUUCGGUUAUCAUGCCCCAGAGUACGCAAUGACUGGUCAGCUGACCCAGAAGAGUGAUGUGUAUAGUUUUGGGGUUGUUCUCUUGGAACUUCUGACAGGAAGAAAGCCUGUGGACCAUACAGCGCCUCGAGGGCAGCAGAGCUUGGUUACAUGGGCUACACCAAGAUUAACCGAAGACAAGGUGAAGGGUUGCAUAGAUCCCCGGUUGGAGGGUGAAUAUCCGCCAAAGGGACUUGCAAAGCUUGGGGCGGUAGCAGCUCUGUGUGUGCAAUAUGAAGCCGAGUUCCGUCCAAGCAUGAGCAUUGUGGUGAAGGCUUUAUCUCCCCUUACCUUGAGCAGGCAAACUCCACCUGCACCAGCAGCAGCUCUGGACAGUUGAUCCACAGAAUUAACCAAAGAAAUAAGAUACCUCUUUAACUGAAGAUGGCCUGCACGAAGAUAGUCCGUCCGCUUGCCUCAUGCUGCUAUCUCUUUUACCGAAAGCUGAUGAUGAUAUGCAAGUCAAGAAGAUAUGAGGAAAUUGGAGCCUUGUCAGAUCACUUUAUAACUAACUAAAUUAAGACGUGUGGCUUUGGUGGAACACAGAGACGUCCUUUUCUAGUAGUAUAUCUCUAAAACUUGGGAAUUAUCUGUAGAGAACAAUAUCUGCAUUUUUCACAUUCGUUGAGGGUGGAUUGUAGAACUUCCUGUCGUGCUACUUCUGGCCUAACUAUAGGGACGAAAUACCUUUCUUA